Molecule: messenger RNA, 1778 nt
Organism: Cydia pomonella (codling moth)
Lineage: Eukaryota; Metazoa; Arthropoda; Insecta; Lepidoptera; Tortricidae
Exons: 3
Coding region: 225-1778 (517 amino acids)
Molecular function (GO): nucleic acid binding; zinc ion binding
Source: RefSeq, a predicted model, not a curated record
ACAUAUGUGGGUAGAUUUAGUAAUCAGGCGCCGACUGAAUGUGGGUAGGCUUAAUUCUUCGUUCUCGAAUACAUUCUAUGUUGAACGGACGUGUUUCCUUGGUGCCUCCUCAUCAGCCCUUACCCUGGCCAGAAGGCAUAUUUAACAGUGGCGACGGGACUGUGAUCUACGUGUCGAACUUUUUAGUGUUGUGGUUUAGUUAAUCGUGUUAAUAAACAGUUACAAUGGCAGUCGGAAAGAUAGCCCCGUUCGAUAUGAACAAAGAUUGUUGGGACUUAUACGUGGAGCGUUUAGAACAGUAUUUUAUAGCGAAUUCAGUGAGUGACACGGUUAAAGUGGCUACUUUAAUUACUGUGAUAGGCAGUGACGCGUAUGAACUUAUGGUUAAUUUGUGUACGCCGGCGCGCCCGGCAACAAAGACUUUUGAUCAGUUGAAGGCCAUUAUGAAAUCGCACUUGCAACCUAAACCGAGUGUAUUAGCAGAAAGGUUCAAAUUUCGACAACGACGUCAAGCGAGUGAUGAGAGCAUAGCUGAGUAUGUCGCAGCCUUGAAGAAAAUGUCAAUGACUUGCAAUUUUGGCGCGGACUCAUUGCAAGAAAAUUUAAGGGACCAAUUUGUUUGCGGUCUAUCGAAGGAUGUUAUACGACAGCGGCUAUUCGCAGAGGAGGAAAUCACGUUCGAGAAAGCUUUUAAAUUAGCCGUAACGAUAAAUUCGGCCGAGACGGAAUCGGCGGUUAUGGAGAAGCGAGUAGACAACCAUGGAGGAAGUACGGGUGUCUACCAGGUGGCAUCGAGCCGGGGGCGGGGGAGCUACGGUCACGGAGAAGCCGUCGGGGGACGGAAGGUCACGGGGGCUACGCGAGGUUGGGCGGGCGCCGGGCGCGGCGCGAGCGGCCGGGGCGGACGGCGCGGGCCGGGCGUCGCGGGCGCCGGCCGCGAGCGCGGCGCGCACGGCGGCGCAGCUGGCUGCAAGGUGUGCGGCGGCAGUCAUGACUCCAACACGUGCAAGUUUAAGGCUUACGUGUGUCGGGUGUGCAACCGAGAUGGACAUCUGAAGAGGAUGUGCCCGAGACUACGCGAGGAACAGCUGUUCGCGUUGUAUGACGGAGACGCGGAUGGGCAGGUGGCGUUUAAAGAAGUUUUUGAAGACGGUUUGGGGCGGUUCACGGGCGGCAAGGUCGGGUUCGCGCUGCGCGAGGGGGCGCGGCCGGUGUUCCUGCGCGCGCGCCCGCUGCCGUACGCGCUGCGCGAGCCGGUGGAGCGUGCGCUGGAUCAGCUAGUGCGCGACGGCAUCAUCACGCCCGUGCCCACCUCGGACUGGGCCACUCCCGUCGUACCGGUCGAGUAUGCGGGAGGUACGUCUAGACAGUUGGAUAUCGGGGAGGAAGUGUGGGCACGUAAUUACACAGGAGGGGAAAGAUGGAUAGGAGGGAAAAUUGAACAAAAAGUAGGAUCUCGCAACUAUAUAGUUGGUAGGGAAAAUGGUCCACCCAUCAAACGACAUAUCGAUCAGCUUAAAAAUAAAUGGUCAAGCACGAUUGAUGUGUCCGUACCAAACUCUCCGAUUUCGAUAAAACCACCAAACGAAUUUUCUACUGAUACGACGACGGGAGGGGUGCCAGAACCGGUAACAAGCAAUUCUGAGUUAAGGGUCGUGAGUGGUUUACCGUUGCCGGGUGCACCGGCCGCGCCCCCUACAUUGCCGGCCUCCGGGGAGGGCCCCAGACCGAUCCGCACUAGGAAACCCGUUAAAAGAUACGGGUUCGACUUCAAUUAG